This is a messenger RNA of Ceutorhynchus assimilis (cabbage seed weevil), 858 nucleotides long. Lineage: Eukaryota; Metazoa; Arthropoda; Insecta; Coleoptera; Curculionidae. The record is from the annotation of a GenBank genome assembly.
AUGAAAAAAGUAUUCCCAAUACUGUGCAUCUUGGCAUGUUUCCACCACGUUACUUCGACAAAAGACGUUAACACUAAAGAACUUAAAGGAUCUUUCGAGAACACAAACGUAGUCAAAGACAUCCUAAACACUAUUAGGAAACUACCAACCCAAGUAAUCACCAAUUUGGACACACUCAUAAGAAGAAAACGCAACCCGGGAGCUUCAGAAAUUUUAAAUGCUGUCAAUUCUGCACUUGAUUUCAAGCUAUUCACCAUCAAAGACAAAUAUGUUGAAUUAGAUGUAGUUGAAAUUGGGAAUAGUUUGUCGCUACAUGCUGUGAAUAUGAAUUAUUUCCGAGGUUUAGAAAAAGCGAUUAGACAAUUUGAUGUCGAUGCUGAAGCGCCUCAAGUAAAGAAAGUAACCAUUAAACAAAUUACUGACAUAGCAAAAAACAUUAACAAUAAAAUGCAACAGAGAGCUAGUGAUAUCAUGCUGCAAAUGUGUGAAUCCAUUAUAAACCCACCAGUUGGUCUUAUAAUCGCCAGCUUGGUAGUACUAAUUUGGACACUAAGAGGAGUAGAAUUCGUUUUUACAGUUCUCGGUUUAUUUACUCCAGCGUUUCAGCUGAUGGUCGAGAAAACAGUAGAAAUAAGGAAUUUUGUUGAAGUCAUUUACUUCCAGUUCGCUUCAGCUCAAGGUGCUGAUGGUAACGGCAUAUGUGAAAGUUCUGAUGCAAAUGUUGCAGUUGGUGUGCAGGAAAUUGUGAAUAUAUUCUUGGUCGUAGUUCAUAUAAGUUUGGAAAGAUUACCAGCGCUGAUAAUGAAUCUUGUGACUACCACUAUAGCUGCUAUUGCUGUUUUACUCAGUGGGAAUUAA